Molecule: messenger RNA, 234 nt
Organism: Hemisphaericaspora subhashii
Lineage: Eukaryota; Fungi; Ascomycota; Pichiomycetes; Serinales; Debaryomycetaceae
Exons: 1
Coding region: 1-234 (77 amino acids)
Source: RefSeq, a predicted model, not a curated record
AUGAGUCAAAAAGAAUCUUUCGAACUUACUAUCAAAGCAGACAGCUCUAUGGGAGAUGUCAAAGAACUUAUGGAAAAUGUUUUAGAUUUAGGUGGGACUAUUAUUGAACAAACUCCAGAACAUAAUAGUUUAGAAAUUAGAUUACCAAGAGGUAAGAUCAAUGAUUUGGAUGUUUCUCAUGUUGAACAUUUGCAAUAUGUUGAUGACUCCAAGGGGGAAACAACAACUUGGUAA